GCGACAUUCCGAUUCGGAUUUGACAGAAUUUUUAUGACAUUCCCCAUUCGCCGUCCAAAACGUAAAUAAAGUAAUGUGAAUUACAAUCUAAACACUGUAAACUUAUUUUCUGAUGAAAAUACUUUGCUAAAAUGAACGUGCAAGACAAAUUCCAGUUGGUGGUGUACGACGGAGACUUCCAUCUGCCAUCUCUCGACGUAGAAUGCCUGAAAUCGAUACUAUACACAACCAUCGCCGCAGUGCCAGUGCAAGUCCGCGUUCUCAACAGCGUGAAACAGUGUGCUUUCCACAGUGCCCCGAGUUUUGUUCACAAGAAUCUGCAGUUCAGAACGUUCAACGACGCCGUACUUUACCUGAGAACUUUGAAUUACAAUUUGGACAGCAAGCUGACUGCCAAACAGAGUAGUGAAUGUCUAGCUAUAACGAAUCUGGUUCUGUCGAAACUGAAACCCGUGCUGGAAUUCUGUUAUUGGCUAGAUCAAAGGAACUGCGAGGAGUUUACUAAUAUUUGGUUUAUGAAAGCGCUGCCAUUCCCCUUCAAUUUCGUGCAUACUAGGAGGUUCCGAGAAAGGGCCCUGGAUCUGAUCGAAACUUUGCAUCCUACUGAGACUAAUUUGGACUGUAUCAAAGAACACUUGCAGAUGACCGCCACUGAUUGUUUAUCGCAUUUGUCUACGAGAUUGGGCAGCUCUGAUUACUUCUACGGAAGUUCACCCACUAGUUUGGAUGUUGUUGUGUAUUCCUAUGUGGCUCCCCUCAUGAAGAUACCGUUUCCUUCAAAUGAAUUCGCUGGUGUGCUUUCUAUGUGGCCUAAUUUGACGAGUUUCGUGAAGAGAAUUGAUGCCGCGUAUUUCCCUAAUCUGCCUAGGGGCUCCAAGUACCUGAAGUUGGAAGAAAAGCCCAAAACUAGUGAUGACGAAGUAUCUUAUGUUGCGAUAUUGAUUCUGACUGUUAGUGCUACUUCGCUGGCAUUGGGCUUUGCAUUUAGUAGAGGAUUCAUUACAUCAAAAUUUUUGCGUUGAAAUAUUCCACAUAGUUUUUAUCAUGUGUUUGUUGAAUAGUUCAAAUUAUAUUUGAU
Molecule: messenger RNA, 1078 nt
Organism: Phaedon cochleariae (mustard beetle)
Lineage: Eukaryota; Metazoa; Arthropoda; Insecta; Coleoptera; Chrysomelidae
Source: the annotation of a GenBank genome assembly